This is a messenger RNA of Pseudophryne corroboree (corroboree frog), 2150 nucleotides long. RefSeq names its product homeobox protein NOBOX-like. Gene Ontology annotation, molecular function: RNA polymerase II cis-regulatory region sequence-specific DNA binding; DNA-binding transcription factor activity, RNA polymerase II-specific. The record is from RefSeq and is a predicted model, not a curated record. Gene Ontology annotation, biological process: regulation of transcription by RNA polymerase II. Lineage: Eukaryota; Metazoa; Chordata; Amphibia; Anura; Myobatrachidae. The transcript is spliced from 10 exons. The coding region runs from base 131 to 1930 and encodes 599 amino acids.
GGGUGACAGGACCCCCCCGGGAGAGAAUGGUCCCGUCCGCUGAACUUGUGCAAAGUAGCGAAAAGAGAGUAAAAUAUAGCGAAAAGCGGCGAGAAGGAAGAGUGGAGGAAGCAGGGAGCCGGCAGGAGCCAUGGACGGAGGAGACAGCCCCGGGAAGGGGCAGAGCAGCUCCUGCCCUCUGGCAGAUCCUAAAGAGGAGCCAUCUCUACUGUGCACAGAGCAGGGUAUAGAGGACGAGUCUCCGGAAUACAGCACCGUCAUUGUCACAGAUCCUAAAGAGGAGCCAUCUCUACUGUGCACAGAGCAGGGUAUAGAGGACGAGUCUCCGGAAUACAGCACCGUCAUUGUCACAGGUCAGAGUGAUGAACUGGAGGACGCCAGCCCUGUAGAGUUCAGUCUUCGUGCCCCUGACAACACAACAGCUGAUAACGGGCAGUGCCAGCUCAGCCUACUGGCAGUGUGUGGGCCUCUGUCUGACCCCCCGGGAGGAUGCUACGGCGCUUAUAGCGCCGAGGCACGCCAGGGACCAGGCUUCUUCACUGCAGGUGGGCAGUUCCAGCCAGUAAACCUAAAAAUGAAAGCAAAUUUCCCAGCAACCGCUCCUGCCCCGCGACGCUCAGCCCGCUGCGCCGGCUCAUGUAAGCUGCCAGCCUUUGUAUAUGAUACAGGACCGGGAGGAGACGGACAAAGGCCCAAGUUCCAGCCUGAAACUGUUGAUGAGACGUCAGCGCCCAGCAGAAAGAAGAGCCGCACCCUCUACAACAUUGGCCAGUUGCACGAACUGGAGCGAAUCUUUAUGGAGGACCAUUAUCCAGACAGCGAGAAGAGGCGGGAGAUUGCGGAAGUUGUUGGCGUCACACCGCAGAGAAUAAUGGUUUGGUUUCAAAACCGCAGGGCCAAAUGGCGCAAAGUGGAGAAAUCUUCCGUCAGAAGUGUCAAAAAAUCGGUUGCUUCCUCUGUGGGGAUGUCUCGUUCCGAGAGCACCAUUCUCACUGCUUCUGCUCUCUCCCGCCCAGAGACCGUUUCGUUUGCAGUCACGUCAAGUUAUCACCCAUACGGAUCGUUACCAGCCAUCAGGAAUGGGCAUCCCUUCGUGCCCGGGACCCUCCUGCAGAGGCCUCAGCCCCUGGAUGUCCUUUCCCAGCACAGCUCCUCCUGCAGUACCAACAGCAGCGGCUCAGCAAGCCUGGGCUCCCCGAACACGGUCUGCUUACCGCCCUCCCAGGAGUACCCUCCGGCAUUUCACAGCCCCCCGCCGCUGCGCCGUGUUGGCCUGCCCAUGUCCAUGAACUUUAACCCUAGCAGUCACAUGGUUCCGCUGAUGCCGGAGACACCGGAUAGCACUUGCACCCCGUCCCCGACUGAUGGCGACAUGUACUCUUACAAUAUACAGGAAGCCCCAAUGCUGGAUUCCAUGUCUGCAUCUAUGAGGUUUGGACCACAGUACUAUCACCAAAGUAGUCAGCUGGGUCCCUACCAGAUGCCCCAGUAUUCACAGUACCAGCGCUUCCCAGUGCACAGCCUCACCCCAACCUCUCCUGAGGACACGGCCUUCCUCGCUGUUCCAGCAAGCAACACCGGGGUGCUGGCAUACGGGAACCGCGGAACCUUCCUGCAGGGGCGCACAACCGGUCAUAUUCUGCUUCAGCCGGGCACAGCAGGUGGACUUUCCUUCCACGCUCCUCCCUGGAACGAUAUGUACAUACAAGGAGCGCCGUUUCCCAUUCCUCGCCAUCAGGCUGGAAGCAGUCGCGGUGCGCCUGAGCAGCCGCAUUUCCCACCGCCUGCACCUCGCAUCGCACAGCAACCUCACAAGCCCACAGCGAAUGCACAGACCGCCACGGAGACACAGAGCACCGAGUGUGAGCGGAGCGGGAACACUAGUACUGACGCCAAAGAAGACAGCGGUUCCGUUAAGCAGAGUUUGUGAUGCGCUUUCUCCCGGCAGAACAAGCCUGGCUACCAAUGGACAAGGAGCCAGCGGCCCAUGAUAACACGAGCUGUAACGAUGGUUUAUGUUUGUUUUUUCUUUGAUUCCCCGGUUAAAUUAUUGUUGGAAGGCGUCCUGUGUUUGUAGUGAGGGAGGAGGGCUACGCUGCGAGUACUGAGAUAUUGCAGCAGCACAGCCCAAUAAAAAGCCUUUUCUUUCA